UCGAACGCACGUAUCGUACACACGUUCGCACGCACGCGUGUCAGUGAUCCUCAACGUGGCACUCAACCCGUCAGUGAAAACGGACAGUCGAAAAGGACAACAAACGCGGUCGGACGAAUUGUGCCGUGUGGAGUGGGCAGUUAAGUGAUCGAAGUGAAAUCGAAGUGUCAUUUGAUGGACUAGCCAUCGGUUUUUGCGCGCAAUUUUGGUGUGUUUUUUGUGUGUCAUCCGACCUCAGAAUCGACUGAGGUUGAGUAUGCGACUCCCAUCCGUGUGUGCAUGCGUGUGUGCAUCUCGUUGCUAGUGGUGAUGUGUCAGAAACCCGCCUUUCGGCAACAUACUUUUCGCUAACACCGGACAUUCGAACGCCCUGUGAGGCGCAAUUGAAGAAGAAAAAAAGAAAAAAUAGAAGAGAAAAACACCCCCCGAAAUCGUGAGUGCGGGUUUCGUGAGUGAGGAGAGUGGUUUGGCGCAAAUCUUCAUGCUAAAAGCGUCAGGAAUGACUGUAACUCCGGUACGAAUGGCGAUGACCAGCCCGACGGUGCCCAUGCAGCAGAAAAGCAAUUCCCGCAUUAGCAACUUUAGCGUGGCCUCACUGUUGGCGGACACGCGGCCUAAAACACCGAAUGCUCAUCAUGCCAUCAUCACCUCUGGUGCACCUACCGCUACCACCCCUACCACACCCACGCAUACCCCGCUAAGCGCACUAAUGCAUGGUCCACCGGGUGUGAUGGCAAUCACGCUUCCUGGCACGUCCCCAUCGGGAGACGUGUUACCCGCGAACCUGUCCUCGCACACAACCAGCUCCUGUUCACCCCGCUCGCAACCCGAUGCCGGGUCUCUGAAAAAUGUGGACCCCGACCGUGCCGACACCCCGCACAGCCUGCUCGAGUCAGAUGACUACGAUUCGAAUCACGACGAAGAGGAGGACUCGAUCGUGGACAUCGAGGAUAUGGAUCAUGAGCUGAGUGAGAGUGGUUCACAGCCGGGCCGGAAGGGUAGCGGGUCACCUGGGUCCCCCGCUGGCCUUGGUCUUCCGCACGGGUCACCGCCUGCCGCCGCUCUAGCCGCUGCCGCAGCUGGCCAUGUUCCGAUCCGGCCGACCCCGUUUAGUGCGCUUGCUGCGGCAGCCGCGGCAUGGGGUGGUAUGGGCGGUGGAGUACCGUGGCCCGGCGCCCGUCAGAUGCCACCCUUCGGUCCACCCGGACUCUUCCCGGGACAGGGUUUUGGCGCCGGUCAACUUGGUGGAGAUAACGAACCACCACGCAUAAAAUGCAACCUCCGGAAGCACAAACCGAACCGGAAACCACGCACCCCAUUCACCACCCAACAGCUGCUGUCGCUCGAGAAGAAGUUCCGCGAGAAGCAGUACCUGAGCAUAGCGGAGCGAGCCGAGUUCAGCUCGUCGUUGAGGCUCACCGAAACGCAGGUGAAAAUCUGGUUCCAGAACCGUCGAGCCAAGGCGAAGCGACUGCAGGAAGCGGAACUGGAAAAGAUUAAAAUGGCCGCGCUGGGGCGUGCUCCCGGUGCCCAGCUGUACAUGGGUUACUUCCACCCAAGCCUAAUGGGGGGUGCGAUGCAUCUGGGGUAG
This is a messenger RNA of Anopheles nili, 1591 nucleotides long. It is a transcript of the gene Dr, whose product is annotated as muscle segmentation homeobox. Gene Ontology annotation, molecular function: RNA polymerase II transcription regulatory region sequence-specific DNA binding; DNA-binding transcription factor activity, RNA polymerase II-specific. NCBI's taxonomy places the organism in Eukaryota, Metazoa, Arthropoda, Insecta, Diptera, Culicidae. The record is from RefSeq and is a predicted model, not a curated record. Gene Ontology annotation, biological process: embryonic morphogenesis; regulation of transcription by RNA polymerase II. The transcript is spliced from 2 exons. The coding region runs from base 482 to 1591 and encodes 369 amino acids. Gene Ontology annotation, cellular component: nucleus.